CUAAAAACAAAUAAAAAAAUUACAAAAAAUAGUUUUUGCUGCUAUAAAACUAUAAAUUAUCUUCUGUUUCUUCUUUUUUGGGUUUCUCAAGCCAUUCUUUCUCUUCCCUGUCUCUCUCUAAAAACCUUUUCUCUCUCUCCUCUCGCAUACAUCACUCCCUUCGCCGCCGGUGACCGCUCGUUCGCCGGCGAACGAAUUCCGAGAAAUCAUUGUCUCCGUCUUUGUCAUUGAUUCGUUUUGGUUUUGUGUUGAGCCGAGUUGGUGACUUGGUUGGUGGAAUCGGUCCGAUCCUCGAGUUUCGCAGUGGUUCGUGAGAAUGUGGUGAGCGUGGAGGCUUGUUUGGGAUCGUUCAUGGCCGACACUUUGCCCUAGGGUUUGGUUCUCGGCGGUUGGAUACGGUUGGUGCUGUUUGCGCUUUUUUUUUUUUGGUUCAAGAAGACGGAGACAUCCAGAGAAAGACUUCGGAAUGAAAUGGUGGAAGGUAGGGUUUGUAUGUCUCGAGAGGCCAAAUUAGAAUUUCUGAAGCGUAAAAGGCUUCAGCGUAUUAAACGUGAGAAUUUGACCAACACUGUAUGUGUCACUAACAUGAUGACUAGAAGUGGAGGAGAUGCUUUAAGAGCUUCGGCAUCAUGUGGUGUGAGAUUACAUGGUAAUGCGGAUACAUUUUCUCAAUCUGGAGGUGCUACAGAUGGGAAGGAUGCCUUUUCAAAGCGCAAGGUUGCUAAGUUUGACUUAAAUGAUCUUGAAUGGACUGAAAAAAUUCCCGAGUGUCCUGUUUACUGUCCAAGUAAAGAGGAGUUUGAAGAUCCUUUGGUUUAUCUGCAAAAGAUAGCUCCAGAAGCUUCCAGAUAUGGUAUAUGCAAGAUUGUUUCCCCUUUGAGUGCUUCUGUUCCUGCUGGUGUAGUGUUGAUGAAAGAGAAAGUAGGUUUUAAGUUUACAUCUCGAGUACAACCCCUUCGUCUUGCUGAAUGGGAUACUAACGACAAGGUCACCUUUUUCAUGAGUGGGAGAAAUUACACAUUUCGUGAUUUCGAGAAAAUGGCGAACAAGGUUUUUGCUCGUAGAUACUGUAGUGCUGGAAGUCUUCCUGGCACAUACAUGGAAAAAGAGUUUUGGCAUGAAAUAGCUUGUGGAAAGAUAGAAAGUGUUGAAUAUGCUUGUGAUGUUGAUGGUAGUGCCUUUUCAUCUUCUCCCAAUGAUCAGCUUGGAAAAAGCAAAUGGAAUUUAAAGAAGCUGUCUCAGCUUCCCAAGUCUAUAUUACGUCUUCUAGAAACCACAAUUCCGGGAGUUACUGAACCAAUGCUUUACAUUGGAAUGCUAUUUAGUACGUUUGCUUGGCAUGUGGAGGAUCACUACUUGUUUAGUAUCAACUAUCAUCAUUGUGGGGCGACAAAAACUUGGUAUGGUGUUCCUGGUCAUGCAGCUUUAGGUUUUGAAAAGGUUGUUCGGGAGAAUGUUUAUACUCAUGAUAUACUAGCAACUGAUGGAGAGGAUGGGGCAUUUGAUGUCCUUCUGGGGAAAACAACUUUGUUUCCUCCAAAUAUUUUGCUAGAACAUGAUGUCCCUGUCUACAAGGCUGUGCAAAAGCCUGGGGAAUUUGUAAUAACUUUCCCUAGAGCAUAUCAUGCAGGAUUCAGUCAUGGUUUUAAUUGUGGUGAAGCAGUAAACUUUGCGAUUGGUGAUUGGUUCCCUUUGGGGUCAAUUGCUAGCCGACGUUAUGCCCUUCUUAACCGGAUACCUCUCCUUCCUCAUGAGGAACUCCUUUGCAAAGAAGCAAUGCUGCUUCACAUGAGUUUGGAAAUUAGAGAUCCAGACUAUUCAUCUGCAGACUUGAACUGUCACCGUAGCAUUAAGGUUUCUUAUGUUAAUUUGAUGAGAUUCCAGCACCGUGCUCGUUGGUGUUUAAUGAAAACAAGGACAUACACUGGUGUUUCUCCAAUUUCCCAUGGAACUAUUCUCUGCAGUCUAUGCAAACGUGAUUGCUAUGUAGCGUACCUUAAUUGCAAGUGUUGCUUGCAUCCCGUAUGCCUUCGCCAUGAGAUUAAGUUGUUUGACUUCCCUUGUGGUGGCGAUCAUACGCUGUGUUUGAGGGAAGAUAUUUUUGAUAUGGAAGCUGUAGCCAAGAAAUUUGAGCAGGAAGAGGAUAUAUUGACAGAGUCUCAACAACAAUGUAGAAGUGGUGAUGACUCGUUUCUUCUAUUAAACAAGUUCCCAACUGCUGAAGAUGAUGGAUACACUCCUUAUUGCAAAAUAAACUUUGAUCUGAUUCCAGAGAUUGUCAAAACACAGAAUCAGAUCCAACAGCCAGUGCUUGGUUCUCACAGCUGGACUAUGUUGAGUGUUGGUGCAGAAAAUUUAGGAACUGAAGCAUCGGAUGCUUCUCUUUCUUCUGCUGCACCAACACUUCAUUCUUUUCCUGAGCCAGCGGCAAACAUUUCUGCACCUAACAAUGGACAGGGUUAUGCUAACUUCAGUGUAGGAGAUCUUGAAUCUAAAAAGUUUUCUGAAGAUAUACCUCGCAAUAUUGAAUCUUUACAAUCUUCUACCAGUGAUGCAUACUUGGGCACCCGUCAAUGUAAUCUUCGAGGGUUAGAUGUUAGGCCUGUUCUAGAUCAGGUCAGUGAUGAGUCUGAUUCAGAGAUAUUCAGGGUUAAACGUCGUUCUUAUGUGAAAGUGGAACAAAGAAAUGUGAAUGAUACCAUCUCUCCAAACCUUGAACAUCAGGGACUUAAGCGAUUAAAGAAACUCCAACCCGAGGGAAGAUGUGGGCAAUUGAGGUCGGCAGAGUGUUCAACAGCUGAUGAUUUAAUCCGUCAUAAAGAAACUUCGGAUGGUGCUUUGAGGGGGGAUAGGUUUGCCAGAGGAACGACCGUUCCCAUCUCAAGUAAGUUUAAGAGGAUGGUCAAUGAGGAAGCAGCAAGUAGACACAGAGAACACCACAGAGAUAAUAGGCUCGACCAUGACUUGGGAAGGCCGAUGAGAGAUCCACCCCCUGUAGAGAUUGGACCAAAGCGGUUUAAAGUCAGAGGCCCAUCAAUUCUAGGGUUGGAUUGAAUACUGGGGGUUCUAACAACACGAUAAAACUGAAAAAUUUGAUUCGGGGAGUAGCGACAAAGAUUAACCAAGCUUAGAUGACUAAAAUUGAUUUUUUUUGUGCAGGCCUCAAAUUGGGGCAAUUCACACGAUGGGUGAUUCUUGGGGUUCUCAGGGCCGGGAUGUUUUCGGUCUUUUGCCAGGAGAACCUUCCUGCAAGCCAGAAGCUAGGGUUUAGGGUUAGGGACUACGAUGUAAAUUCGUUUUAUUAACAGUCAAAUUAAUUUGUUAAGAGGUGAAGUGGGGUAUUCCCACUGCCCUUUUAUUUUAAUUUCUUAGUCUGCAGCUUCCCUUGCUAGGGAUCUUUAUUAUUUUUUUGUAGCAAUGGUGGCAUUUUUUGUUCCUUGGACUAUUUCAAUAAAAUUCAGGGAAAUUUCUCACUU
This is a messenger RNA of Camellia sinensis, 3476 nucleotides long. RefSeq names its product lysine-specific demethylase JMJ13. The record is from RefSeq and is a predicted model, not a curated record. Gene Ontology annotation, biological process: regulation of gene expression; chromatin remodeling. Lineage: Eukaryota; Viridiplantae; Streptophyta; Magnoliopsida; Ericales; Theaceae. Gene Ontology annotation, cellular component: nucleus; chromatin. Gene Ontology annotation, molecular function: histone demethylase activity.